UGAACUACAAUAAUGUUCUUGUUUUUAAAGGUCAUGCAUGACUCUUUCUUCAAAGCAUAAAACCUACUUCCAUCUCCUCUUCUCCUCUCACCUCCAUUCUCUGUUUUCAUAUUCUAUUCAUUGUUUUCUGAAGCUCAUAUCUAACUGCUUUAUCUUUCUUCCCUUUCUUUUUAUAGGCUUUAUAUAUUUAGAGUUUUGAGAGAUCAAUGACGGCAAACUGCUUUUGUUGAAUCUUGAGGAAGUAGUAGAUAAAUCCCAACCUGGGAUUUACUCAUCCCGAGAUUCUAGGGAGAAACCCAAUCUAGGUUCUGUUCUGCUGGAAUUCUUUUCACCAAAAUUGGGGAGAAAAUUUUACCUGGGUUUUGCUGAAUCUUGAAAAUUAUAGAUUCCUAUCUAGGUUUUUUUUUUCAUCUUGUGGUUCUGCAUGGUUUUGAAUUUGAGAAAUUGAUAAAUUCCCACCUGGGUUGUACUCAUUUUGAGACUCUACAUAGACAACCUGGGUUCAGGGUUUUUCUGGAUUCGUUUUCUUGACAGAAGUAAAAUCCUACUUCUGGGGUUUUACUGAAUUUUGAAGAGACAUAUCUAGAAUUCUAACAGGUUCUAUUUGCUCGAAUCCCUAUCGGGAGCCAUGGCAGAGUCCUCACAGGAGUUCAAUCACAAGCUUGAGGACUCAGAAGCAAUUGAAUUGAGCGGCAAAAUCAUGAUGGGAGCGAUCAUUACCCUCUUCUUCGUGGUUGUUUUCGUCCUAUGCCUCCAUCUCUAUGCCAAGUGGUUCUGGGGCCGUAGACCUGAUAGCAGAAAUCUCUCUGGAACAAGCCGCCGCCGCUUUGUCUUCGCACCAAACCCAGACCCUGCUCAUGCCCAGCGUCGAGGCCUUGAACCCUCCAUUAUUCGGUCUCUCCCUGUAAUAAUCUUCCAUCCUAAUGAGUUUAAGGAUGGAUUGGAAUGCGCAGUGUGCCUAUGUGAGCUCUCUGAUGGGGAGAAGGCCCGAAUUCUUCCUAAAUGCAAUCAUGGGUUCCAUGUUGAUUGCAUCGAUAUGUGGUUUCAAUCGCAUUCGACAUGCCCACUCUGCAGAAAUACAGUUGCUCCUGAAUCCUCUAUUCCCGGUUCAGAGGCACCAGAAAUUCAGUCAGUUGACAGUAAUUCCGGUUCUGGGUACCUGACGGAAUCCCCAAAUUUCCCUACAAACAUCUUGUUUUGGGGCAAUCAGACUCAGGUUAGCACUGGAGGCUCAGGUACAGAAGGACCUUCAUCACUAUCGCCAUCAGUGCCAAAUAGUGGGAGGGGUGGAGCCCUGGUCAUUGAAAUUCCAAGGAGAUUAACUGAAGGAUUCUCAUCUGUGUCACCUUCACCUUCAACAAAUAGAUUUUCCGAAGAGGAAACAAGGUCACCAAUGACUACACGGUUGAGAUCACUGAAGAGACUCUUGAGUAGAGACAAAAGGGUUCUUCCAUGCGGUCCUCAUUCAGUGGACCUUGAACAAGGUGAAGGUGAGAAAGGUCAGUGUUCAAAAACAACCUCAGCAUCAUGAAGGCAGACGUAUUAGUGCAGAUUGGCAAGGAGAUGACAACCAGGUUUUGGAGGCAAGAAAAUGAAUCCAGCAAAAUGAGUUUCUGUUGUUUAUAAUACACAUUGUACAGGUUCUGACUUGAGGCUCCAAAUAUUUGGUUAUGCUAAGUUAUACUGGCUUCUCUGAUCUUUGGGGAUAUGUUACCCUGGAAAAUGUUCUUUCAUUUGCUUUCCUUUACAUUGGUGGUGAAAAAUAGGUGCUCUAGAAUCCGUGAAUUUUGCAUUAUUGUUUGAGUACCAAACUUCUCAUGCAGUUUGGAACUCAGGUGGAGAUACUGUAUAGAAAGUAAGUAGGCUUUUCUUUUGGGAUAGAGCAAACCAUCUUCCAUGGAAUAUUGAUAUAAUAUUUAUAUUCUUUUCUCA
Molecule: messenger RNA, 1932 nt
Organism: Nelumbo nucifera (sacred lotus)
Lineage: Eukaryota; Viridiplantae; Streptophyta; Magnoliopsida; Proteales; Nelumbonaceae
Product: RING-H2 finger protein ATL60
Biological process (GO): protein ubiquitination
Molecular function (GO): transferase activity
Source: RefSeq, a predicted model, not a curated record